UCCAUACAAAGAUGACAGCAUAAGGAUUUACCGACAGUAAAACUAGAUUGUUAGAACCAACAAACAGUCAGUUGAAAAAUUAACAAACUGUUUGGACAGGCUAAAUAAACAGUUGAAUCUGAGACAGAAAACCUGCAGAAUUUUUUUCUGUAGAAGACAUCCCAUACUUUGCUGAUUCGGUUAGCAAACGGACUCAGAGGAAAUUCUAUUACUGCUUGGUUCUACUGCUAUGAUUAGCCUACUAUUUCUUCUCCUUUUCACAAAAAUUGUGGCUGAAGCACCACCAGACUCUACAGUAUUUGGCUACAUUGAGGAACAUCAAGACAAAUAUGUACAGAGACUCAAAGAUUGGGUGUCUAUUGAAAGUGACUCCAGUAAUCCUGAAAAAAGAGAUCAGGUGGUUAAAAUGAUGAAUUUAACUGCUGAGCAGCUAAUGCAGUUAGGUGCUACUGUUGAAUUGGUGGAAUUGGGGAAGCAAAAGUUACAAAAUGGAAAUGAGAUUCCUUUGCCACCUGUAAUUCUGGCAGAAAUUAGAAAGGAUCCUAAAAAACCCACCGUUUGUUUUUAUGGACAUCUGGAUGUGCAGCCAGCCAAAUAUGAAGAUGGAUGGUCAACCCAGCCGUAUAAUUUGGAAGAAAAGAAUGGCAGCCUGUAUGGACGUGGAACCUCCGAUGACAAAGGGCAAGUUUUGGCUGUACUUCACGCAAUAGAAGCACUUCAAAAACAUGAACUCCCUGUGAACGUGAAAUUUGUGUUUGAAGGUAUGGAGGAAGUAGGAUCCAAUGGGCUGUUCACACUCGUUGAAGAAAGAAAUAGUACAUUUUUUUCAGAUGUUGAUUAUAUUGUGAUCACUGAUACCACGUGGCUCAGCAAAAAACCUGGUAUUACCUAUGGAACAAGGGGGAACUGCUACUUCUUUAUUGAGGUGGAAUGUGCUGCUCAGGAUUUGCAUUCAGGGAGUUUUGGGGGUGUGCUUCAUGAAGCAACCAGUGACUUAAUAUUUUUGUUGAACUCUCUGGCUGAUUCCUCUGGUAAAAUCCUGGUCCCUGGAAUUUAUGAUGCAGUUGCUAAUGUUUCAGAAAAAGAAAAGGAAUAUUUUGAAAAUGCAGAAUUUAAUCUCGAGGAGAUGAAGGCCAAAUUUGGAAUAAAGAAGUUUAAAUACAACACUAAAGUAUGUGUCAAAUUGGUUUUAUACAGAAUUUUA
Messenger RNA from Sceloporus undulatus (fence lizard), 1204 nucleotides. Its product is annotated as beta-Ala-His dipeptidase-like. Gene Ontology annotation, biological process: proteolysis. The record is from RefSeq and is a predicted model, not a curated record. The annotation marks the transcript as partial. Lineage: Eukaryota; Metazoa; Chordata; Lepidosauria; Squamata; Phrynosomatidae. Gene Ontology annotation, molecular function: dipeptidase activity. The transcript has 8 exons. Gene Ontology annotation, cellular component: cytosol.